AUGGCGCGUAGGGCGCCGAGCGGGCGGGCCCCGGCCGUGGCUCCGGCUCCGUCCCGGCGGCUGGCAGGGAGGGUCCUCGUCCUCUUCACGCUGUCGCUGUCCUGCUCCGCCCCGGGGCCCGCCCGCCCGGGCACCAAGCGCCUGCCGCGGGCCAUCGUGGUGGGCGUCAAGAAGGGCGGCACCCGCGCCGUGCUGGAGUUCAUCCGGGUGCACCCCGAGGUGCGCGCCCUGGGCACCGAGCCCCACUUCUUCGACAGGAACUACCACCGCGGGCUGGAGUGGUACAGGAGCCUGAUGCCACGAACACUUGACAGCCAGAUCACAGUGGAGAAGACCCCCAGCUACUUUGUCACCAAGGAGGCCCCGCGGCGCAUCUUCAACAUGUCCCGGGACACGAAGCUGAUCGUGGUGGUGCGGAACCCGGUCACCCGCGCCAUCUCGGACUACACGCAGACGCUGUCCAAGAAGCCGGACAUCCCCACCUUCGAGGGGCUGACCUUCCGCAACCGCAGCCUGGGGCUGGUGGACACCUCCUGGAACGCCAUCCGCAUCGGGAUGUACGCCGUGCACCUGCAGAGCUGGCUCCAGUACUUCCCUCUCUCGCAGAUUCACUUUGUCAGCGGCGAGAAGCUGAUCACGGACCCAGCAGGGGAGAUGGCCAAAGUGCAGGACUUCCUGGGCAUCAAACGGGUCAUCACAGACAAGCACUUCUACUUCAACAAGACAAAAGGCUUCCCGUGCCUGAAGAAGUCGGAGAGCAGCGGCUUGCCUCGCUGCCUUGGCAAGUCCAAGGGCAGGACUCACGUGCAGAUAGACCCCGAGGUGAUCGAGCAGCUUCGGGACUUUUAUAGACCUUAUAAUAUCAAAUUCUAUGAAACAGUCGGGCAGGACUUCAGGUGGGAGUAAGUGUCCGGGAGCAGAGCUGCAGUGACAUGGAGCUGCAGUCUUCUGUGAGGAGGGCCCGAGGGGCUGGAGCCAGGACCCCCCU
This is a messenger RNA of Pseudopodoces humilis (Tibetan ground-tit), 988 nucleotides long. The record is from RefSeq and is a predicted model, not a curated record. Lineage: Eukaryota; Metazoa; Chordata; Aves; Passeriformes; Paridae.